GAGAAAUAAUGGGGAUGAGAAACUUUUCACUAACUUCCAGGAUGGACAUGGUAAAGUGCGCUUCUCCUGUACGCAGAUCCCAACUGUAAAAAAAAUAGUGCAGAACACUCAGAAGUUGUCUAGCUUCAUCCUUUCUCCAGUGCCCUGCAUCUCUUGCAAGGGAGCAAAUUAAUAAGUCAGGAGUUAGGACCCAGAGAUAUGUUUUAGACUUACACGAUCUGACAGCUGACUGCAAAUCAAUGAAGUGCACUUUGAGAAGCAGCACACUCGGCGAGAGGGGUUGAGACUGUUUUAUUCCACUCCAGGUGUUGCUGUCCUCUUGGGUACCACUUUGGAUUUUGAACCCCUGUAUUUUCUUUUCAAAACACCUUUUUCCAAUGGAAAUGCUCUGUUGUUAAAAAGGAAGAAAUUGUCUUUCUGAAACUGACAUCACGAUGCUCACAGAUUUUAUGCUGGUUCUCAUCGUCCUUGGCAUCCCUUCCUCAGCCACUGCAGGGUUCAGUUCAAUUGCCGAAAAUGAAGACGCCCUCCUCAGACAUUUGUUCCAAGGUUAUCAGAAAUGGGUCCGCCCUGUAUUGCAUUCUAAUGACACCAUAAAAGUAUAUUUUGGAUUGAAAAUAUCCCAGCUCGUAGAUGUGGAUGAAAAGAAUCAGCUGAUGACGACCAAUGUGUGGCUCAAACAGAGAGGAGAUGGAAUGAGCUACUGCUUUGAUUGCAGCGCUGAUGGCCGUUUCGAAGGCUCCCUGAUGACCAAGGUCAUUGUGAAAUCCAACGGAACCGUUGUCUGGACUCCUCCCGCCAGCUACAAAAGCUCCUGCACCAUGGAUGUCACGUUUUUCCCGUUCGACCGGCAGAACUGCUCGAUGAAGUUUGGAUCCUGGACUUACGAUGGCACCAUGGUCGACCUCAUUUUGAUCAACGAAAAUGUUGACAGAAAAGACUUCUUCGACAAUGGAGAAUGGGAAAUACUGAAUGCAAAGGGGAUGAAGGGGAACAGAAGGGACGGAGUGUACUCCUAUCCCUUUAUCACCUAUUCCUUCGUCCUGAGACGCCUGCCUUUAUUCUAUACCCUCUUUCUCAUUAUCCCCUGCCUGGGGCUGUCUUUCCUAACAGUUCUUGUGUUCUAUUUACCUUCGGAUGAAGGAGAAAAACUUUCAUUAUCCACAUCGGUCUUGGUUUCUCUGACAGUUUUCCUUUUAGUGAUUGAAGAAAUCAUCCCAUCAUCUUCCAAAGUCAUUCCUCUCAUUGGAGAGUACCUGCUGUUCAUCAUGAUUUUCGUGACCCUGUCCAUCAUUGUUACCGUGUUUGUCAUUAACGUUCACCACAGAUCUUCUUCCACAUACCACCCCAUGGCCCCCUGGGUUAAGAGGCUCUUUCUGCAGAAACUUCCAAAGUUACUUUGCAUGAAAGACCACGUAGAUCGCUACUCGAUCCCAGAGAAAGAGGAGAGUCAACCAGUAGUGAAAGGCAAAGUCCCUGAAAAAAAGAAACAUAAACAGCUUAGUGAUGGAGAAAAAGUUCUGGUUGCUUUUUUGGAAAAAGCUGCUGAUUCCAUUAGGUACAUUUCAAGCCAUGUAAAGAAAGAACAUUUUAUCAGCCAGGUGGUACAAGACUGGAAAUUCGUCGCUCAAGUUCUAGACCGAAUCUUCCUGUGGCUCUUUCUGAUAGUGUCAGUUACAGGCUCGGUUCUGAUUUUUACCCCUGCUUUGAAGAUGUGGCUACAUAGUUACCAUUAGGAAUUUAAAAGACAUAAAGACUAGAUUACAAGUUAGAACUGACAUCUGACUGUCGCACAGACAGAAUCUAAAUGCACGAGCUUGUUCAACAAACCCCGAUCACAUAGUCUUCAUGGAAAUGGAACAUCUCCUCACCGGCGAAACACUAGUAAACGUGCUCAUUCGUGGUUGCCGUGAGAGUGAGCUGCUUUUAAGAAAAGUGGAACCUCCUCAGGCCCCUGCCUUGACUUUCCGGCACAUUCAGGGAAGGAUCAUAGGUCUGGGCUUGGCCUCAUAGCCAGAGUGCACAAAAAGGUGUUGCUACUUGGUGGACAAACACCUCCUGGAAGCCCCAGGCCUUGGUGGGGGGAGAGGAGAUCCACCUGGAGUUUAAGGCGGUUUCUGCAUUGAGCCAUCUGUGAGGGCAGAGCCUGGAUCUCCCACCUGCCCUGUCCUCCUGGGGCUCUGUUGUGCUUCUGUAGUGAUGGGCCAGGCAAAUCUCAACAAGGAUUUGGGGAUUACACUGGCAGGACAGCUGGCACUGCAAACUUAACAAUAACACAGAUUCCAAGAUGCUUGGCCUACUGAGGCAGGUUAUUCAUGGUUUAUUCACGGCAUGAUAAGACUUUCAGAUGGUGAAACUGGAGCCCACUGUGAGCUGUGACUUGCUUUGAGGUCAUGCAUACCAGAAUAACUCACAAUAGAAACAAAGUCCUUUGCUACCAGAAGUGCAUUCAUUAAUACUCAUUAUCUUUUCCUAGCAAACUAGGGUACAGA
Molecule: messenger RNA, 2492 nt
Organism: Cebus imitator (Panamanian white-faced capuchin)
Lineage: Eukaryota; Metazoa; Chordata; Mammalia; Primates; Cebidae
Gene: CHRNB3
Product: cholinergic receptor nicotinic beta 3 subunit
Exons: 6
Coding region: 435-1736 (433 amino acids)
Biological process (GO): chemical synaptic transmission; signal transduction; regulation of membrane potential
Cellular component (GO): neuron projection; membrane; synapse
Molecular function (GO): transmembrane signaling receptor activity; extracellular ligand-gated monoatomic ion channel activity; neurotransmitter receptor activity
Source: RefSeq, a predicted model, not a curated record